AAUUCAGUUUAGGCGUGUCAAAAAAUGUGUUGUUUUUGUAGAACAAAAUCGCAAUUAUAAAAGCUCUGUACCGGUAUAGAGGAAGUAUCAUUCGACUUCUAGAUUUAUUUUGAAUAACAUUUUAUUCUCACCUUUUCAAACAUGUCUAAGAUCACCUUCAUCGUUCUGUUGGCCUUCUUCGGAGCCAUUGCUGCCAUGCCUCAGUACCACGGCCAGCAACAUCAUCACGAGGAAGAACACCAUGGACCAGUACACUACGAAUUCCACUAUGACAUCCAUGAUGAUCACACCGGAGAUGUUCAUGGACGCAAGGAAUCCCGUAAGGAUCAUCAGACCCAGGGCGAAUACUACUUGAUCGAUGCCGAUGGUUACAAGCGCACUGUCACCUACCAGGUCGAUGGCAAGAGCGGAUUCGUUGCUCAGGUCCACCGGGAGCCAAUCAAGGGAUACCAGCAGCCUCAGCAGCACCAUCAAAUCCACAAGGUCGUUGCUGUCCCAGUUCACCAUCAGCAUCACUACUAGAGUUCCGAUCCAGACUUAGUACAAUUGUUUGAAACCAAAUAGAAUAAAUUGUUGAUAAAUAUUAAA
This is a messenger RNA of Uranotaenia lowii, 588 nucleotides long. Its product is annotated as pupal cuticle protein Edg-84A-like. Lineage: Eukaryota; Metazoa; Arthropoda; Insecta; Diptera; Culicidae. Gene Ontology annotation, cellular component: extracellular matrix. The record is from RefSeq and is a predicted model, not a curated record. Bases 142 to 522 code for a protein of 126 amino acids. The transcript has 2 exons.